This is a messenger RNA of Helobdella robusta, 1362 nucleotides long. RefSeq lists its product as hypothetical. The transcript has 3 exons. Gene Ontology annotation, molecular function: DNA-binding transcription factor activity, RNA polymerase II-specific; RNA polymerase II cis-regulatory region sequence-specific DNA binding. Gene Ontology annotation, biological process: anterior/posterior pattern specification; regulation of transcription by RNA polymerase II. The annotation marks the transcript as partial. The record is from RefSeq and is a predicted model, not a curated record. Lineage: Eukaryota; Metazoa; Annelida; Clitellata; Rhynchobdellida; Glossiphoniidae. Gene Ontology annotation, cellular component: nucleus.
UACCCUUGGAUGAAACGGAUGCAUCUGAUUUGCGAAAACGGAGAGCAAGGUGCGGAUAACAAGCGCACGCGGACCUCCUACACGAGACACCAGACCCUGGAGCUAGAGAAGGAAUUUCAUUUCAAUAGAUAUUUAUCAAGAAGGCGAAGAAUAGAGAUAGCUCAUGUGUUGAAUCUGUCAGAGAGGCAGAUCAAAAUCUGGUUUCAGAAUCGUCGGAUGAAGUGGAAAAAGGAUCACCCGAAUCACCCGGGUUCAAACGCAACCCUCCACAGCCCGAAACAAAACUUAAACUUUUCCCAACACAACAAAUCUCAACAGUCGCAACGACAGUACAAACAUCAGCACAAACAUCAACAAAAACAAUCAAAAUCCAGCGGUAGCCAAAAUUCGGGAAAAGUUAACCAAAUUUCUGGAAAAAUUAACCAAAAUGUAGGGAAAGUCAACCAAUACAGCCAAUCAAAAGCUCACAAAGUCAACAGUGAGCUAGAGAAAAAUCAAAAUAUGGUCAACAUAAAAUCCAACAAUUCACUAACUGAUCAAACCCCCAUCAAAUCGAAACUAACACCGAAUACCGAAACCGAACCGACGGACCACAAAUUCGACACCUACCUUCGCUGCUACUCGAAUCUCAACGCAAAGCAUAUUCUGAGUAACAAAACUUCUAGCAACAACAUCGGCUGCAGUAUUGGCAGUAAUAAUACUUGCAGUAGUAGUGCGAGUAUUAAUAUUUGCAGCAGUAUAAACGGUAGUAAUUGUGGUAGUAAUAUCAAAGUUGGAAGCAUUUGUAAUGGAAAUAAUAGUGUUUCUAUUUGUAGUAGCAAUGGAUGCAUAAGCAGUAAUACUAACAAUGGAGUUAAUACUAGCAUUGGUAUUAACUGUAGUAGUUACGACAGCAACAGCAGUAGUUUUUAUACUGACGAGUAUUUGGUGAGUAGUAAAUAUAUGGAUGGGUUUGACUCAAGGGAUUAUAAAAAGCAUCCGAAACAUAUUAACAACGAUCAUAAUAAUGAUAACAACAACAUUAGUAAUUACUAUUCAUACAACAGCAUCAACAACAACAACAACAACAAUAUUUACAGUACGAGUAAAAUCAACAACAACAACAUCAACAACAACAUCAACAACAACAUCAACAACAACAACAUCAACAAUGUAAGCUGCAAUAGUGGCUACUACAGUAGCAAUGCUACAGUUGAUUACAGCAACUGCUUCUACGGCAGCAUCAACAACAUCAACAACAACAUCAACAACAACAUCAACAACAACAAUUUUUACAUAGACCAAUACGAUUAUAUGGUACCGCCAGCAAAUAGCUCAAAUGCAUUUCAAAUGGAAAUACCUGCUCUAACGAUAAUUGAAUGA